Molecule: messenger RNA, 25783 nt
Organism: Wyeomyia smithii (pitcher-plant mosquito)
Lineage: Eukaryota; Metazoa; Arthropoda; Insecta; Diptera; Culicidae
Gene: alpha-Catr
Product: alpha-catulin
Exons: 13
Coding region: 71-2827 (918 amino acids)
Biological process (GO): Rho protein signal transduction; cell adhesion
Molecular function (GO): cadherin binding; actin filament binding
Source: RefSeq, a predicted model, not a curated record
UUAGCUAGAAGGAACGUUCUCGUGAGGAAAACUUCCGAACUUCGCAAAGGUUGUGGUGUAGAAAAGAAAAAUGGACGGUUCGAGUUGCUUCCAAAGUAACAGCAAUGCUGAAGAGGCAGCCAGCGUUGCUGGCGUCCAGAGAAGUGAAUCCUACAGUAUCAAUGAUGGCACCAGAUGCGGUAGAUCUUUAACACUGGCAGUGCCGAGAGGAUUAUCCGAAACCAACAGCACCGGUUCCCUACGGAUCCGAAGCAACAGCUUCAAUUCAGUCAACAGGAGAAGCCAAUCAAAAAUCUCCAACCUGGUCCAGCACCGCUCGGAGCAGCAGCACCACACUUCGGAGCGGACGCUGCGGGCUAUCGGCCGGGUCGGACAGGCAGUCAACCUCGCAGUGGAACGGUUCGUGACGGUAGGCGAGACAAUCGCGGAUGACAAUCCAGAAAUCAAGCAGGACAUGUACGAUGCCUGCAAGGAGGCACGAGCAGCUGGCUCAUCGAUAGAACGCUUAUGUGAUAUUGCGGCAACGGACCCGGUGGGCUACUCGCCCCGGCCUAAUCCGAUUGACGACAGAGGACCGAUGAUAAGGGCCGCCCGGACCCUGCUGAGCUCGGUGACGCGGGUUCUGCUGCUGGCCGAUAUCGUGGUCGUCAAACAGUUAUUAUUAGCCAAAGACAGGGUAGCUAGAACUUUAGGUAGAUUAGAAUCAGUGGCCAAUUUUACAGAAUUCGUGAAAGCUUUCUCAGUAUUCGGCGCUGAGAUGGUGGAGCUGGCACAUGUGACAGGUAAUCGACAGAACGACCUGAAAGAUGAACGGCGGAGAGCGCAGAUGUCCUCCGCACGGCAAGUGCUCGAACGCUCCACAAUGAUGCUUCUAACGUCAUCAAAGACAUGUAUGAGGCAUCCGGAGUGCGCUCACUCCAAGGAAAACCGUGACACCGUGUUCUGCCAAAUGCGUCGAGCGAUGGACUUAAUUCACUACGUAGUCAAGGAUGGCAUCCUGGAGACGGCCAGCGAACGCAACGCUUUGCGACAGGUGCCCGAAUGGGACUCGGAACGUGCGACGGCCUUCACCUGUUUGCGUCACUUUUCCCGCCUGAUCGAAAUGUCCCGGCCAGACUACGAUCGGCGCAGCGCGGGCAGCAAAACUAGCUCUUCCAUGGCGUCGGCUGCGGGCCCGCCGAGUGCGGCUGGCCCUAAAGAUUGUAUUUCGCCAACUUCCCUGCGCGACAAGGAAACCGACAUUGAGUACCGGCGGGAAUUGACGCGACGUAACAGUGAACGCGAGCGGGACAGAAAUUCCAUUGGUCAUUCCAGAGAGUAUAGUACUAGGGAACGGGAGUUUCCCAAAUAUGACAAUAAAGCAGAUUUAGGAAUCUCAAUAUUUUCCACCGACACCCGGGAGCAGCUGUUAGCCGCACUGGACAAGGUUUGCGAAAAGACUCAGGACUUUACCGAUUCGGCGUACACCAGCCACGAUCACCGAGAGAACAUUCUGCUGCUGUGCGAUCGGGCCAAGCUGGAACUGAACCAGCUGAUGCGAAUCGCCGUCAGCAUGGAGCAGUAUCCGAACUCCACCUUCGACAUCGAAAGUAUCAUCGAAAGUGUGCUGAACGCGGCCCAUGAUCUAACGACGCAACUGACACUCACGGCCCAGGAUCAGUCGGCGGAGCUGACACACAUCAUCAAGUCCGGCAUCGACAUUGCCAAUUCGCUCAGGAACAUUGCCUUAAAUCAGGAAAUCGACCGGUUGCAGGAAUGUGCCGAUCGGUUUCACGAGCAUAUUGAUCACGUUCUGGAGGUGUGCAAACUUUUGCGGCAAAUAGCGCUAACGGAAACACUGCAGGUGCAGGCCAAAUUUACCGAAAUCAACGUGCGCAUCUAUGGGCCGCAAGUUAUUACGGCGGCGCGGGCUCUGAUAACGCACCCGCAGAGUAAAAUUGCCAAAGAGAAUCUCGAAGUGUUCGUCGAUAUGUGGCAAUGGCUAUCCACGGACGUGACCGCCAUCACCAAGGAGGUCAUCGAUCUAGCGCAAACAUCGACAAAAGCCGACAAAACCACCGAAUAUCUAAGUCUUCCGAGACCAGGGAAACACGGUACCACAUCGAAACCCCUAAAACCAACUCGGUUGGAUUCGGAGGAACAGGAAAAAAUUGCCAAAACCGGACUCGAGAUGAAGAUGGUCACGAACGAGAUGGACGCCGAGACGGACAAGUGGAACGGGGCGUCAGAGGAGAAUAACGAUAUCGUGAAGCGGGCGAAAAACAUGUCAGCAAUGGCAUUCUCGAUGUACCAAUUCACCAAGGGCGAAGGAACACUUCGCACCACGCAAGACUUAUUCACCCAGGCAGAAUACUUUGCCGAAGAGGCAAACCGGUUGUACAAGGUCGUCCGUCAGUUCUCCUAUCAGGUGCCAGCCGGGGCACCGAAGAAAGAACUGCUGGACCACCUGGACAAGGUGCCAACGUACGUGCAGACGCUGCAGUUCCUAGUGAAAGACCCGGCCGUUGGCAAGGACGCAACCUUCGUCAAAGUCGACCACGUCAUUCAGGAGACGAAGAAUCUGAUGAAUGUGAUAUCGAAGGUGGUGUCAACGUCGUUCGACUGCGCCAACAAGAUCUACGAACUGACCGGAAUACCGUUCGACAACCGGCUGAUAAACGUACCGACCUUGGCCCUCCCCAACGAACCGGUCUUGUGCAGAAAGUCCUCCAGCAGCAAGCAAACGCUAGGAGCACUGAACAAACAGCUACAGAGUGAGUAUAAGCGAAAACGGAUCACGCUGAUUGCGUUCCCAAAAGCGAAACAGCCUUCGGAGCAACCUUACUAGAAAAAAAACUUGAGCCGAUAAACGUCAGAAAAUUACCUUAGUCGAAACUAUUUAAACAUAACAUUUCUUAACCAGGGCGAGAGUAAAUUAAAAAAAAACAUUCGUCCAGCAGAAAACCCGAUUACCCGUUGAUAGAAUGAAAUAAUCCAGCUGAAUCCUAGCGAUGGGGUUUGGCUCCCGGUCCAUUUGUAUGUUAUUUUUCCAUUAUAAUUGUUUUUUUUUUUUUCAUGUAUCUGUUGUACCGGUGUGUCUGUGUAUGUGCGUGUAUCCCCCCAGUUGGCUGUCCAUCGAUCCAACAAAAUUCGAUUAGGUUGCAUUCGGUGGAAUCUGGGCCUAGUUUCCCAUCGAUUCGACGCUAGUAAGGUAAUUUAGAGUAGCCAGCUGCCAGACCCUUUGGGGAGAACAAAUUGAUCUUCACCGCAAGCCACAUCUCAUCAGUUGGGCUAAAAACAGGGUUACGUAGGUUGAAGCGUUCAGAUGUUCUGUUUUUUCAUUAAAUCCACAUAGCUUGCGUCAUCAUCCGUCUCCAAUAGUGUCAUCAAAACUCGGUACCGAUAUGAUACCGACCGCAACUAUUCUCGAUAUUGGCAAAAGGAGAAAAGGAAGCUCUCAUAAUUAAACCGUUUAUUGCCACAACUUGUAAUGAAUCCCCAUCUUAUGAUUGGAUUCCUAUCGAUUUCACCCCACACCGUCUCUAAAUAACCUUCUCUAUUCUGCCUCCGAACCUGCGCGUAGGAGUACUGCAUCGCCGAGGCAUUCUUUCCGAGACGUUCGUGGGACUUCGAAGGCAUCCGGCAUCCUUUCGGUGUUAGACUUAGUUACAGACAGGAAGAAGACAGCCACGGUAUGAGAGUUUUUCUGGGAAACCACAACACCAGCCGCACCGCAAGAGAGAGCGGUCCGUGUGGUGUGUUUUUGUUAUGAGUUUUCUGCCGAGGAUUAAAAUUUGACAACAAACUUAAGCCCAAGGGUUGAGCGUUUUGCCGGAAAGCAAACAGACAAAACAUUUUUGCUACCCCCGAAGGGGACGCCACUUUGACGAGAAACAAUUUUGUCAUCGAUCGGUAGAAGCUUUUCCACUAGAUUGCUCAAUUUGAAUAGUUGAAUUUUUAAUCGACAAAACCGCAAGCCGUUGUCUAGCAGCGUCUUUUUUCCGGGCAAAUAUUUUGCUGAUGCAAACUUGGGGCUAUUAGAAGAUUUAUAGCUCACAGCGAUGCUUAAUGACUAAUAAAAAUAUGAAUAAAGUUCGCAAAUGAAAGGAAAUCGGAUGAAAAUAAUCCAUUGAAACUAUAGUACGCAAUCGAUAAUAUAUAAUAUUUGAAAAGAAUUUAAUUAUUAACAAAUUUUAUAACCAACUUGAGAUCAAAUCUGUACAAUCUGAAAGUAUUUUACAAGUUAGUGGAAAUAAUUCCAAAAACAGUAGACGAAAAAUAAAAUCUAUUGAAUAACAACACUACAUGAAACCAGAAAAAAAUGUAAAAAAAUGAAACAAGGAAGCAAGGUGAAAAAAAGUACUAAUGAAUAAAGGAUAAACUAAUGUCUUAUUCGAGUUUGCGCUAGACCCGUCUAUAGAAAAUUAGAACUUUAGAAAAGUGAGAAAUGUAAAACAAGCGCGAAAAUCAUAAAACAACACAAAAAGAGAAGAAAAAAGUAAGAAAAACAGAAAACGAAACAGUAAACAAGUAGGAGAGUGAUAAAAAUGUCAAACAAGCAAAGUAAUAAAAAUGUCAAACUUCUACGAAGUGAGAAAGCAAGCGAGUAUGAAAGUAGGCCAAAAAAGGGAGAUUGAAAAUAAAGAAAUAAAAGAAUAAAAAAGGACAGUGUGAAGCAAGAAAGUAAAGAAGCAGAGAAAGAGUGGAUAAGUGAAAAGUAAGAACAAGGAAAGCGCAAAGCGGAAAGAUGAUGAAGUAGGAAAGUAAAAAUCAAGGAAUUUACUUCCUAGAGAGUAAAAAAUGAAAAAGUUGGAAUACAAAAUGAAAAAAAAAUAAAGAAAGACUAGGGAAUAAAGUGAACAUGGAGCAUAGUAAGAUAAUAAAAUAAGUUGAAAAAGUUAAGAAAAAAACCUAAAUAGGAAUUAUCAAAAGUAGCAAAGAGGGAGGAAGAGUAUUAGGUAAAUAAAAUUAGAGAGAGAAAAAAGUAAAAAGAAAUAAACUAAAGUGAGAGAGCACAAAUGUAAGUUAGAGUGAGAGCGUACAAAUGUUAGUAAAGAAGAAGGUAUGAAAAUAAGAAAGUAUGAAGGAACUUUUAUCCUAUUGUAAGAAAAGAGGAAAGCAAAGAGGUGAAAAAGUAAAAAAAUCAGAAUAUGAACACUAACUAAGAAAACGAAAAUUUGAAAAGAAGAAAACGUGAACUAUUAUUAAAAUAGAGAAAAUGAUAAAGGAAAAACAGUAAGUAACAAUAUAAGGAAAGUACAAAAUUUAUUAAGUGAAAAAAUAAAAAAAGAGCCUUGAAAUACUAAAAAAGUAAUAUGUUGAUGUACAAUGUCAGUGAGAAACUAAAAACGCAAGAAAAUGAAAACUUAGAGAAGCAUACUUUGAUAAGAAAAUUAAAUAGAAGAAUUUAAUAGAAAGCAAAUGAAAAUAUAAAAAAGAAACAAUAAGUCAAUAAAGAGUUUAAGAUAGAAAAGUUAGAAAGUAAGUACGAUAAAGCAGUAAAGUAUCAGAGGAAUUGAGAGAGAAAGUUAGAUAUAUGGGAAUAAUUAUUUAUGAAGGUAAAAAAGUAGGAUAGAACACAGUGGUAAAAAUGCCAAAUAGAAUAAAAAGUUUAAAAAAUUGAUUGUAAAAAAGUAAGGAAGAACAGAAACAAGAAACUGAAUAAGCAGAAGGUAAAAAAAGAAAAAAGAGAAUAGCGAAAAUAAGAAGAAAAGGAAAAAAACAAAAUAUUGAGGAGAGUAAAAAGUAAGAAAUGAAUGAAAUAAGAUAUUGGGAAAUUAAGAAAGAAGGAAUACAAUUAUUUGUUAUAGUUAGAGAAUACGAAAGCGUUAAAGUGAGAAAUUCAGAGAACAAAAAAAUAAGGAUGUAAGAAAUAGAAAAAGUAAGAGAGUAAGAAAGUGAGGGAAAAAGGGAAAAAAGUGAAAGUAAGAAAUAAAGUAAUGUGAAUGUAAGGAAAUAAGAAACCAAUAGAGUGGAAAUGUACACGAGUACAAAACCGAAAGAGUAAUGGAGCAUGGAGGUAAGAGAAUAAAAAAGUAAGAAAAUAGUUAGAACGAAAAAAAUAGGAGAGGAAGAAAGCAUGAAAGUAGAAAAGUAAAUGAUGAGACAGUGAGAAAAUAAUUAGGUACGAAAAUAAGAGAGUAAGAAAGUGAAAAAAAGAAAGAAAGCAAAAAAGAUAGUUAGAAUGUAAACAUGUAAGAAAUUAAAAACAGUAAGAAAGUAAAGAAAAACAAAAUUAAGAAACUAAUAAAGUAAAAAGAACUAAUGAAGAUAAUGAAACAAAAAUAUUGAAAAAAAAAACAAAAGUAAGAAAUGAAACUAAGUUGAAAGCCUUACAAAAAAACUAAUAACAAAAAAAAAUCAAAUAAAUAAGAAGUGAAAUUGUAAGAAAGUAGAAGAGUACAAUAGAAAGAAAGUAGGAAAUAAGAAUGUCAGGAAGUUAGAAAGACAAGGAGAAAAUAAAAAAGUGAGAAAAUAAGAAGGUAAGAAAGCGAAAACAAAGAGAAAAGAAAAAUAAAAAAGUGAAAAAGUGAGCAUGUAAAAAUGUAAGAAUUUGAGAAAUUGAGAGUGUUAAAAUAGUAAGAAAGUGAAAAAAUAAAGGAACUAAGAAAGUAAAAAACUAAUAAAGAAAAAACGAAAAAAAUAAAACAAGAUAAAAAUUUUAAAAGAUUAGAGGUUAAUAAGUAAGAAACUGAGAAAGUAUAAAACUAAUAAAAAAGGUAAAAAAACAAAAAGGUUAAAAAGAAGAAAGUAGAGAAGUAAAAGAGAAAGAGAGUAGGAAAAAUAGUAAACGAUAAUAUGAUAAACUAAAAAGUAGGUGAAAAAAAGCAAGGAAGGGAGAAAAUGAAAAAAGAAAAAAAGAAAAUGAGCAAGAAGGUAAGGGGAUGAUAAAAUAGAAAAUAUGGAAGAUAUGAGAAAGCGAGAAAAUUAGAAAACAAGAGAGUGUAAAUGUAAGCGAGCACGAAAGCGAAAGAGUAAUAAAGCAUGCGAGUAAUGAAAUAAAAAAUAAGAAACAAUAAAAGUGAGAAAGUAGAGAAGUAAGGGAAUAGGAAAGAAGGAAGGUAAGACAGUGAGAAGGUUAGAGAGUAAAAGAGUAAGAGAACCAAAAGGUAAUGAGAGAAAAGAAAGCAAGAAGAUAAGAACGUAAAAAAGUAAGAAAGCAAGAAAGUAAAAACAUAAGAAAGUAAGAAAGUAAAAAGUAACAAAGGAAGAAAUAAAGAGAGUAGGAAAGUAAGAAAGUAAGGAAGUAAAAAAGUAAGAAAUUAAGAAAGCAAGAAAAUAAGAAAGUAAGAAAGUAAGAGAGUAAGAAAGUAAGAAAGAAAGAAAGGAAGAAAGUAAAAAAGUAAGUAAGUAAGAAAAUAAGAGAGUAUGAAAGUAAAUAAGUAAGAAAGUAAGAAAGUAAGAGAUUGAGAAAAUAAGAAAGUAAGAAAUUAAGAAAGUAUUAAAGUAAGAAACUAAGAGAGUGAGAAAAUAAGAAAGUAAGAAAGUAAGAAAGAAAAAAAUAAAAAGGCAACUAAGCAAUAAAGUAAUAAACAAAAAAUGUAAGUAAAUAGAGAGUAUUAAAAUAAAAAAGUAAGAAACUAAGAAAAACAGAAAGUGAAAAAAUAAGAAAGUAACAAAGUAAGAAGCUAAGAAAAUAGUAAAAUGAAAAAAAAUAUAUAAAAGUAAAAACGUUAGAAAAUUAGAUAGUAAAAUAUUAAGAAAAUAAAAAUUUAAUGUGGUAAAAUAUUUGAAAAGUAAAAAUUAAGCAAGUAAAAAAUUUUGAGAGUAAAACAGUAAGCAAGCAAGAAAGUGAGAAAGUAUGAAAGCAAUAAAGUAAUAACCUAAGAAGGUAAGGAACUAAAAAAGUUGGAGAAUCAAAUAUAAAAAAAAAAACAAGAAAGAAGGUAAGAGAAGUAAGAAAUUGAAAAUAAAAGUAAAAAAGUAAGAAAGCUAGAAAGUUAAAAACUAAGAAAAUAAAAGAAUAACAAAAUCUGAAAAGUAAGAAUAUAAGCAAGAAAAAAGUUACGUGAGUAAAAAUUUAAAAUAGUAAGAAAAUGGGAAUAUAAGAAUGUAGGCAAUAAAGUAAUAAACUAGGGAAGUAAGAGUAUGAAAAGUAAGAAAAAAAAUAGUGAAAAGUGAGAAAGUAAAGAGGUAAGAAAGUAAGAGAGUAGAAGAGUAAAAGAGUAUAAAAGUGGAAAAAGUAGAAGAGUAAAAACUUAGAGUAAACUAAGAUUAAGGAGCAAAAAAAUUACAAUAGAAGAAAACUAAGAGAGUAAAAAACUAAUAAAGAAAAAAAUUUAAUAAAGAAAAAUUUGGAAAAUCUAUAAAAAAAUGAAAAAAGUAAAAUUAUAAGAGAGUAUAAUAGUAAAAGCGAAAGAAAUAAGAAAAAAAGAGAGUAGGAAAAAAGAAUAGAAAGAAAAGUAAGAAUGAGAAAUAGUAAGAAAGUGGGAUGAAUUUUGAUAUAAUAAAUUAAAAAAGAAAACAAAAACAUAGAAAAUAAGAAAUAUAAAUUCAAGUGAGGCGAAAAAAAUUAGAAAUUAGAAACGGCAAGAAUAAUACGGUAAAAAGUAAGACAGUAAGAAAACCAGAAAGUUUGAAAUUAAAAGAGUAAAUAAAUAAGAGAGUUAUGAAUACGUCACGAAAGAAAGUCAGAAAGGGAUAAAAUAACAAGUAAUAACAAGUAUAGAAGAGCAACAGAGGAAAAAAAUACAAAAAAGUAAGAAAAAAACAACGGACAAAUACAAGAGUAGGAAGCAAUGAAGCAAGGAAAUAAAAAAUUGACAAAAUAAAAAUUUUAAGAGUGAAGAAGUUUAAAUGAAUGUGAAAUAAAAAAGGAAGAUAUGUAGUUGAAAAAUAUAAAAACAGCAAGGAAUUGUCGAAAGAAGCAAGCAAGAAAGUAGAAGAGCCCAAGUAGAGGAAAAUAAAUUGUGAAAUAUAAGAAAGUCAUUAGAAAGAAAAGUAAGAACUCAGUAACUAGAGGAGUAAAAAUGUUAAGAAGAAGCAAAUAAACAAGCUAAAAGGAUAAUAAUAUAAAAAAAAUAAGAAAUCUUAAAAUGUGAAAGACCAUAAAGUAACAAAGUUAGAAACAAAGAAAAGUAAAUUCAAAACAGGCAAUAAAGUAAUAAACUAGGAAAGUAAGAGUAUAAAAAGUAAAAAGAAAAAACAAAAUAGUAAAAAAGUAAGAAAGUAAGAAGGUAAGAAAGUAAGCGAGUAAAAGAGUAUGAAGGUGAAAAGAGUAGGCGAAUAAAAAAUUAAGAGUAAACUAAGAGAGUAAAUAAGUAAGAGAGGAGAAAAAAUUAACAAAAAAAAUACAAUUGAGAGUAAAAAACUAAUAAAUAAAACAUUAUAUAAAGUAAAUAAACAAAAAAUUAAAAGAAAAUAGGAAGUAAAAAGUAAAAAUGUAAGAAAGUAUAAUAGUGAAAAAGAGAAAAAGUGAGAAAAGAAGAAAGUAGGAAAUAAGAAUAAAAGGAAAAAAAAGUAAGAGUGAAAGAUACUAAAAAAGCAGGAUGAUUUUUGAUACAAUAAAUUCAAAGAGAAAACAAAAACAUUGAAAAUGAGAUAUAUAACUGCAAGAGAAGCAAAAACUUAGAAACGGCAAAAAUAAUACUACAAAAAGUAAGACUGUAAGAAAAUCAGAAAGUUUGAGAGCAGAAGAGUAAAUAAAUAAGAGAGUUAUAAAUCCAUCACGCAAGAAAGUGAGAAAGGGAUAAAAUAAAUAAAUAAAUAAAAUAAUUGACAAAAUAAUAAGAGCAGAAGGAAAGCAGAAAAUUGACGAAUAAUGAAAGUAAGAAAAAUAGAAAAUAUGAAAGUUGAACAGAACUCAACGAAUUCAUUAAACAGUAAAAUAAGACAGAACGCGAAUAGAAAAAUAUAUAAAAUAUAAAGAAAAUGAAGAAAACGGGAGUUGAAAAAUAUGAAUAAAGAGAGAUAUUCAAGAAAAGUAAGAAUUUUCAAAAGAAGCAAGCAAGAAAGUAGAAAAGCCCAAGUAGAGUAAAUUAAAUUGUAAAAUAUAAGAAAGUAAUUAGAAAGAAAAAUAAGAACUCAGUAACCAAAGAAGUAAAAAUGUUAAAAAGAAGCAAAGAAACAAGCUAAAAAGGAUAAUAAUAUAAGAAAAUAAGAAGGUCAUAAAGUGACAAAGUUAGAAACAAAGAAAAGUAAAUUUUAAACCCGAAAAGGAAAGAAAGGAAAGUAUAUAAGGUAGUUAAUAGUUUGAAAAAAAAUGAAAGCACGAAACUGAAAAUAGAUGAAAAAUAGCAAUUGGAAAUAAAAAAAAAUAAAACAGGAAGAAAAUUAAAAAAUAGGACAAUCGGAAAGUGGGGAAGUAAUAAAAAGGUAAAUAUUAGGAAAGUACGGAAGUUAUAAAUUAAGAAAGUAAGUAAAAUGGGAUAUAGUGCGCAAAAAGCAUAAAAAAGUAAAUAAACAAAUAAGGUAAGAUUCUAAAAAAAUAACCACUGAGGGGAAAAUCAAAUGAAAGAGUAACUUUAAAAGCAAGUAAAACAGUAUGGAAAUAAAACAGGAAGACAGUAAAGGAGUUGAAAGUAAUAACGUAAGAAAGUAAAUACGAUAGUAAGAAAGUAGUGCAAAGUAUCCGAGAGAUUGAAAAAGAAUGAUGAAUAAAUAAGGUUCAAAGCGCUGAAUAAAUAAGAUUCAAAGCGAAUUAUAAAUAAGAUUCAAAGCGUAGAAAAGUAAGAAAAUAAAAAAGUAAAAUGGGAGAAAAAAGAAAAUAAGAAAACGAGAAAGUAAUAUACAGUCAUACCUCGAUAUAAGGCAACCUCGAUAUAAAGCAACCUCGAUACAACGUAACUCGAUAUAACGUAACUUUUACCUCGAUAUAACGUAACUUUUUAAAAUGUAUUGAAAAUGAAAACAAAUGAUACAGCAACUGUUUUUAGGCUAUAAAUUGCUUAAAAAAAGUUUGUAGUAAGUUUUGAAAUCAAUGAAACCAAUGCGAAAAUUGUUCAAAAUGAGCAUAAGGAAGCUUUAAAAAUACUAAUAGGUGAUGGGAAAUAGGUUUUCGCGCAUUUGUGAGUAACCAUCAACAUUCUUGCAUAAAUUAAAAUUUUUUUUUUGCUCCGAUAUAACGUAACUCGAAAUAACGUAACGAAAAUAAAAAUAAAGUUACCUUAUAUCGAGGUAUGACUGUAGUAGAAAAAAAACGAAUGAACAAAGUAAAAGAAAAAUAUUCAAAGGUAAGAAAGUUAGUAAAUAAAGUAAUAGAAAAAAAUGUAGGAAAUAGAACAGUAAGGAAGUAACAGAUUUAUUAAUUAAAGAAGAAGAAACAAGAAAGAUAGCUUGAUAAUUUAAAAAGAAAAAACAGAAGGAAAAAUGAGAAAAUAUUUAAAUUAACCAAAAAUAUCGAACAAGAACAAGUUUUAAAUUGUGAGAUAAAGGAACCUAAAAAAUUCAAAUGCGAAAAAUGCAAUAAUAGAUACAACAACUAAAAGUAAUAAAAGAAAUUGAAUAACAACAAAAAUUGGAAAAUUGAAUAAAUUAGUAAGGAUAUUGGAAAAAAAACAAAUGAAAUCGAAAACACGAAAACACUAAAUGAUCCGAAAUAUUAAGAGGCAAAACGAAAAUAAAAAAAUCGGCUAUGUCAAAAAAAGAGGGGCAUAAAGAGAAACAAAAAAAUCCUAAUAACAAUGAAACAAACGACGAUACACGAUUUGACAGAAGUACUAACAUAAUAAUAAAUGAAUAUUCGAGCAGUCCGUUUCGUAUAUCUCGAAGCAUACGGUAUUUUUUGCAAAGCCUACAGGUUGAGUUUCCUGACUAUGGUUUGAAUUUUGCUGCAGUACAACAAUAUUUUUUCUUCUAUCAUGUACGUUUUUGCAUUAACUUUCUUUUAUUUUAUUAUGGGUUUGUCGUAAGCUUUUUGGUUUGCCGUUGAAUUUUGUUGAGUUUUUGCUGUAGACUAACGAAGACCUACUAAAUACUAACAACUUCCAGCUCCAGUAUCGCAGAUAAAAAUGAAAAUAACCAAACUUUUUGUUUUCUGUUCUUGUUUCCCCUUUUUCUCUCGAUCUAUAUCGCAAUUCUCGUUCACAGUAUAAGCUAGACUUUAGCGGCCUGGCCGGUCGGGCAGCAAGUGGUGGUGCUAGAGACGAGGACGGCAGCUCCGGACUGCAGGGCGAUAGCAAAGGUUCAACCACAAGCACCGAGGCGAGCAUGUGACAGUACGGGAUGGCCCGCCGGGGCAUGAAAGGUGACGCCCGGCGGACCAGAGUCUCUUUUCUACUAUUUUAGAAUAAGCAUUAAACAUUACAUAUGACCGUAUUUAUCGAAUUUAUAUUCCGAGUUGUGUAUGUUUGAUGAUUCUCGUUUAGAGCAGACCCGAACCCGAAGAAACAGAAUAGAGACGACGGCCGUACGUUUGUAUACGCUGUACACCGAAAUCGUCUCGUAGAGUUUUCCAGCGAGCCAAAUUCAAAUUCUAGAGCGACCAUCAAACCGACCACAUACACAAACCCACAUACAAUGAACACACACAGACAUACGGAGCAAUCAGCGUCGCAUAACCAAAAGAAAAAACGUGUUUAUUAAAUAUGUGUAAUAUGAAAUCAUAAAUAUUGAAAUGUGAAUGUUUAGUGAAUCGAAACAAAUCAAUCCAAAAGAUACUUACUACAAAUAUUUUGAGGAGAUUUUCCCCUAAGCCAAAAACAAGCAAGCUUAACUCAUAGCAGAUUUUUCUUCACGAUGCAACAGUUACUAGGCAAUUGGCACCACAUUUGAGCUCUGUCCGCUUCUAGCGCUUCUGAAUCUUUUCUAAACAUGCACCGAAAAAUAUCGGACUUCACACUAAUAGACAACACGCGUUAUAACUUUCACAGCUGCAGAAAGCUCUGUUUAUUAAAUACUAACCGCUGAAUUCGAAGCUCCGCAGACACACAACACCUAAAUAGUAGCACAAGAUAGUGAUGUCAACAAUUACCGACGAAUCUCUUAGUUAGACCCUGCACUGGGUGUAGGAGAGCAUUUCUAACAUCUACACGCGCACCUUAGCCUGACAGUAAUAAUCGCUCUAUAAUUAACUGAAACGCAGCUACUCUACUACUACUACCACUACUACUACUACUACUACUCUUGAGUCGUCACUACACGACACGUGAUUGAUUAACUGCGGGAGUACUGGAACUUUAUUAUAGGAUUUUUUCAUCGGAUUUGCAGUAAAUUUCCCGUUGAAAGCAGUGUAUAAUGAAAUCCCAGUGACAACCAGUUAUUAAUCACCAUCGGAACACGUGUUAAUGUAGCACCUCUUUCCCACUUCCCAUGCUAAGCUUCCUUUUUGCAACAAAAAGUAACGCCACAUCUGUUCUUCGGGAAAAUCCCUAACCCAUCUCCAACCACACGCAUAAACGCACGCAAGCACGCAACCUCCUUGCCGCUGUGGAUCGAUGUUAACCAACAGCUUUGUGACUCUCCACACCAUACGUGGAAACAUCGCACACUUUCUGUGCACCAUAUUGCUGCAUUCAUCUCCUCAAAACCCGCUCGCUAAUCCAUCCACAGCGGACCCUUUGAUGAGGAGUUCGGGUACACGGAUGAGACUCCCCAUGUCGUACCGGAAACCAACGGAACGCAUCGGUGGAGGCUCAUACGCCAGCACGAACGCAUCAAAGCGGAAACACUCUUAAUCAUCUCGAGCGUCGAGAAUGGACACCAGGUUGGGGGUGGUGGCUCUUGUCAACAGAUGUGGCGAAUUAGUUUUCCCCUUUCCACUUUUAUAAAAUGCACCCGGAAUAUAAUUCCCACUCUAGUAUCAAAGCAUAUUGAAUCAAGCGAAUGAAUGCCAGGAUGGCACGAAGUCCUGUUCUAGACCGGAACGGGAAGCGGAACAAGAAACAAGAUUUCGAAACGUUCACUCCCGAUUAUAAGUUGUACCUGGUUUGUAGAUUAACCCCGUGUGAACCUAAGGUUCGUUUUCGAGUAGAAUUAGGGUUUGGUUUAGGUUCUGUUUUAUUUUGUGUCUCAAGCUAAGAGUAAUUCGUAGUUUGAUGUUUACCAAUUUGAAAACCAAACUAGUCGUAAGUAGGUGAACGAAAUUCAAUCGACAUCGAUCUUUUCGAUAGGUUUAGCAGUGCGAGUUGCACCGGGAAAGUAAACACCGAGAGGAGAGAUUUUUUUUCGUUUUGUAGGUCCCCAUUAGGCAGAUUACUAGGUUCGUAAGGUAGGGUAGUCAUUUUUCCGAUGAAUUUUAUGCGUUUUUGUUGCAAAAAAAAAUCUAACUAGAUGAUAAUUAGGACUCUCAAACCGUUUUAUUCGUUUUCAACAUUUACUGUAUGGUUCUGUACUUUGAUGCAUGCAAUUCUUGGCAACAGUCGAUGCUGGAGGAAAUGACAGUAGAAGUUUCGGGAACAGGAUUUGUUUUUUUUUUUUUAUUCUCGCUUAUUUUCCGUCGGUCUAUUUCCGCCACUGUUGUGGCCAAUUACCGACGCCCAGGGAGGCGACUCCACACCCAGGUCCCUAACUCACGACCCGUUUAUUAACGGACCGGCGCCAACGGCUUUACUUCCUCAUGCGACGGAAGGCGUGAUCCCAGAGAUUUUUCGCCUCAGAAAAUCUCCCGGUGUCGGCUAGGAUUGAAUCUAGACCAGUUGGGUUGGUUGUGAGUGGAUCACGCCACCCCACAACCAUCGACACCUAUGUCGGCGGUGGGAUUCGAACCCGGGCGUCGAGCGUGGUUGGCGGAGACGUUACCAACCACACUAGGCCCCCGCUCAUAACAGGAUAUGUUAUCAAAAUAUCGACAUAUUUUGAAGCUUUUUUUCUCAAAACAAAUUAACUCUCGCUGGAAAAUAGAUGAACGAUUAUAUCAAUGAAAUAUGUUGGAAUAUUUGAAUACACCAAACGACUUCAGUCGCACAAAAAAUUUCUUAAAUAAACGACAUGUUCACGUUGUUUAAUAGCAUUCAAGGCCCAUUUUUCAAUAAAACUCAGAUGUAACCGCAUUUUUGGUAAGUUGUCUCAGUAACAUCUGCAUGUACUGCAUGUGGUGAAAUAUCAUAAUAUAUAUAUUACUGUUUUCUUGGCAUUGAGUGUUUCUACCUCAAAUGACCUGAAAUCUAAGUACUUUCCGCGGGUCAAAGCCUCAAGAGAGGUUUUUCUAAUGUCGUAUAGAUUUCAGAAUACAUUUUUUUUACAAAACAAAAUUUCAAACUGAAUAACAAAUUUUCGUAUAAAACACAUAUUGGCAUAAAUACCAGAGUUGAAAACCAUCAGAGCCUCUUUCUUGAAUAGCGAUUCUAUGGUCAUUUUCAAUUAUAAAUCUUACAGUAAUCUACUUUUUAAAUGUUUUCUAGUUGUGUCAAAUUCAAACUUUUUAGGAAAAUUAAUUGUUCGAGUAACAAAAAUUCAUUGUUCGAGUAACAGUCGUAAGCUUAUCAAAAUGUGUGAUCUAUUUUACACAACUCAUUUUUUGAUAGCAAGACGAUUGCGCAUACAGUUUACACGAUAUAAAAGAUGAAUGUGUUUGAUAUAUAUAUAUAUAUAAGAGAUCUCAUAAUGUUAUUUAUGAUAUGGACAGUUUAUAUAUUUUUUUAUUUUGUCGUUUUUGUGUAUAUUAUAAAUGCUUGGUGAUUCAUCAAUCAAAAUCGGCAAAGCAGAUAACACAUAAAUAACUUCCACAAGGCAGUGUAUGUGGUUGAUCGACGAGUGCUGCAAACAAGGCACAAUAGUGAAGGGUGAUCGUUAUUGGUCUUAGGGGAAACUACCUCCCCAGUAGGUAAUUGGCCAAAACACCAUGUUGGAGACAUCGGAGAUUGCGGGUUUGUCUCCAGUCAGGACGAGGGAAAAUAAAGUUUAAAUCAAACCCUCAGUUUUUGUUCAUUUUCGCAUCCUCGAAAAAAAAAUCCUACAUAUAUUGCCUACUUUUCAAAUUUGUAAGUCAUUAGACAUAGACAAAACUGUUUAUUAAAAUUGGCAUGCUACGUUGCAAAAUUUUCAUAUUUUUCACUCCGUUACUGCGAUUGAAAAUUCUCUGACCUACAGAAAACGUCAAAAUGGGCUGCGUGCACUAUCCGCCAUUACCGCUCGUGGAAAGCUGGAUUAGUUCAUUAAGUAAACUUACGCAGCCAAUUCAAAGCACAGAGAUCGACUUACAGUGGUAGACAAAAUAAUAGGUGUCAAGUUCCGUUUUGAUGGCUAUAGAUAUGAGGAAUUCAUCUUUUUUAAGAAUUUCAGUACUCGGCGGUCAUUUCUAGAACUAGUUUUCCUUUCCACCCUCGUGUUUCUGAUAUAUUCUAGCACUUAACAGAUUUUUUAACUAUAUUCUGUGUGCAGUCGAUGGUUUCUGUUGUUUUUUGACGUUGACUAACGUCUAUAUCGAAGUUAGGCCCCUGAAUUUGAAAAUCUAGUAAUUCAACCAGGGAAAACCAGAGAAAAGUGGUCAGGUUUUGAGCGCUUAUUUUGCAGUCAUCUAUUAUCAGGUUUUCGAGGUUUUGGCAUCAAUCGAUCAGAAAUUUUUUUACGGUUAAAUUUAUGUAACAAAAACAAACUAUUGUUUGAGAUACACUAUUGAAAAAUUGGUAAUUAAUAUCGAUUGUCUAAAUCAUACCGCGCAGCCAAUCACUACCUCUCUUCCCAAGCACAGUCGACACUAACGGAUACAAUCGAUCUGACUUUGUUGUUAUUGUUGUUGUCACUUUCUGUUUCCGAUGUUUAUGCUGCUGCUAGCGGAAAAAACCUUGCAAAUAUGCAUCUUUUUGUUGGUGUUAAUUUUACGACAGCGGCCGCACCAGUGACAUGCGGACGCUAGGUGAUAGCAGCUGAAAGGAGGAAAUACAAAAUAGUACCGGUCAUCUCGUGCCGGUUUCACCCGUAAUGCUGGUGGCUUUAGUAGUAAAUGGCUACUGCAAAACACUUAAAUGGCUGGAAUUCUGGACGGACUAACCAGGAAACUAUAAUCGGCAACUGGCACCUUUUGGUGCCUCGAAAUUUUGGUACAAAAGCGACUAAUUGAAUUUUCUGUUUUACCAAAUGCUGCUGCUAGCGGAAAAAACCUUGCAAAAAUGUGUUGGUGUUAAUAUUACGACAGCGGCCGGCGCAGCUUUCAAGAAACAUUUGUCUCUACCAUUCCAUCAUCUAUGUAGCCCCAUACUUCUUUCUAAUUAUCUGACGAAGCCUUGGUAUAAAACGUAUCGUUCGAACAUUUCACCCCAUCAGUUUCAUUAUUAAACCGUACCGGAUGCAUACGGACGCUCGGUGUUAGCAGCUAAAAGGAGGAAAAACAAAAUAGUACCGGUCAUCUCGUGCCGGUUUCAUCUGUUAUGCUGGUGGCUGUUAGUAAUAAAUAGCUACUGCAAAUACUAAAAUGGCUGGAAUUCUGGACGGACUACCAGUAAACGAGAAUAAUCGGCAACUGGUACCUUUUGGUGCCUCGCAGUUUUAUAAUAGAAGCUGUUAGUUGAAUUUUUUGUUUUACAAAAUGCUGCUGCUAGCGGAAAAAACCUUGCAAAAAUGCAUGUUUGUGUUGAUGUUAAUUUCACGACAGCGCUAGGUGUUAGCAGCUGAAAGGAGGAAAGACAAAAUAGUACCGGUCAUCUCGUGCCGGUUUCACCCGUUAUGCUGGUGGCUGUUAGUAAUAAAUGGCUACUGCAAAAUACUAAAAUGGCUGGAAUUCUGGACGGACUAACCAGUAAACGAGAAUAAUCGGCAACUGGUACCUUUUGGUGCCGCGAAAUUUUGUUACAGAAGUUUUGUAAAAGAAGCGUUGCAAUUUCCUCUACUAUUUGCUUCAAUGGACUAUUUUUUUUUUUUUAUAAGAAUACGGUAGUCAACGUCAUGCGGUCGUGUCUUGAAUACCACCCUCCUACUUUUUUUUUAAAGUUUCACCUUCAUUUUGUAGUUUUCGAUCAGCCGUUUUUUAUCAGGGCUGAAAUCACCUGAAAAGUUUACCACGACCCUUUACCGGUAAACAAAAAGCAAAAUUAUAAACCCAACUUAUGAAUUAUUAGUUUAUCAGUAGGUACAGACUAAGGUUUCCACUCACUUAUUUUUUUCUCUUAAAUAUUGGUCAAUAAAAGUUUCUUUUUCGCUCACGAAUAAAAUACCAUGAAUUUUGCCAGAUAGCAUUUUCCUAUUUAUUGUUCAUAAUGUAAGUAAUCUCAAACAGAUAUCCAGCUUUCCACGAGCGGUAAUGGCGGACAGUGCACGCAGCCCAUUUUGACGUUUUCUCUAGGUCGGGUAGUUUUCAAUCGCAGUAACGGAGUGAAAAACAUAAAAAUUUUGCAACGUAGCAUAGCAACUUUCAUAAACAGUUUUGUUUAUUUUGAUCCGCGCAUGCGCACGACAAAAUUUAAAUAACAAAACGCCCAUUGUUUGUUGAAGUUGCUAUGCUACGUUACGAUGUUGUUAUAUUUUAUGCACCGUUACUGCGAUUGAAAAUUCCCUUACCUACAGACCCAAAUAACCAAAUUAUCUUCACCGUUGCGAAAUUGAAAACCAAACAGAUAGCGUUAUCAGAAUUAAACGCCAAAAUCGAUCCGAGAGCGAACAUUCCGGAGCCGCUUCCUUUUAGAGAAGUAUUUAUUCCAUACACCAUUAGUCGCGUUAUACCACUGUAUAGGUGACAAACCGAAUUUACAAAAUUACAGUUGACACAACAAAUUUUCAGAAAAUUUGAAACGGUGAAAAUCAAACAAACACGUUUUCAACACAAACAAACACGCGACUGAAAAUUUACAUUGCAAGAUCGUGAAAUAUUUCAUCGUCAUGGUAACACUAACGUUUAUGCAAAUAUCUUAAAUACCAAUAUAGUUCACUUACGUGAAAUUAUGAAGACAAAUUGAAAAUGACAGAAACGUUAGUCACCUUUUCGACCGCUAGGUGCGCCACUUCUGAUUUUGUUCUACACGACAUGCGAAAAGAGUAACUUUUGACAAUAAUAUAACCCUAAUGGGUACACUGAAAAAAAUGCACAUAUUAUUGUGAAAUGGAUUCGGCCGAAUAUUUUAUAAUAUUGUGCAUUUAUAUAAAACUUAUCAAAACGUCGCUGAUAAACUGGCAGUCAGGCACACUUAAGACGCUUAUUUUUGUUGUUUUCGCAACACUGCAACCAUCUCAGCCGCCACUGCGCUCGGAAGUCCGACUUCCGAACUUUAAUUUAGUGCUGGCGCCACAAUAACAAAGUUCGCCUAUGUAUGAGGCAAUCCAUGGGUGGUGUUCCACGGUUUGUACGUUUGUCGACCUCCGACAACAUUUUGAGUUGUAAAAUGGGAACUACCGGUGACUGGAAAACUGCCGAAAAUGACCUAAUACCACCAAAUAAGGGUGUUUCUUUAACCAGAGUGACGCUCAGAGGCCAGAAAUUGUCUCCAAAUGCCAUUUUAAAAUCCAAGAUGGCGACUUACGGUUUCUGAAAAAUAGCCUGAAUUGACCAAAUACCAUCCAAUAUGAGAAUCACCGGAUCCAGAAUUUAACUCAGACACCAGUUUGAAUUGUAAAAUGGUAACUUCUGGGAAACAACGGAAAUAACCGAAUACUACUACAUAUGGACACAGAGAACAGACAUUCAUGUUCAUAUACAGAAAUUUGAAAAUCGUGUGUAAAAAUUUGAAUCAAAAUACGUUAAUACACUAACGACAUCUGUCUUGUGGUGCCCCAGUUGCACUGCAUAAAUAUUGCUGUAUCGAUAUUUUAUCGAUAUCAGUGCUUGGUUUGUAAGUGACAAAAGCGCCACAUAGCGGGAGCAUUACCACUUAGUGGUAAAUGACGGUUGCAGGUUUUUACACAUCUUUUAAAAAGAAGAUGAACGUCUGUUCUCUGUGAUAUGGAUAUGUCCGUAAUCGAAAUGUAAAGAAUGAUGUAAAGAAGCCAAGCAUUGACCCUGGACACCAUUUUGAAUUCGAAGAUGACCACUUUCAGUUUCUGGAAAACAACGAAAAUAACUGAAUACCACCCAAUAUGAGUGUUUUCGGAAUAGAGGUGAUGUACUAAAGGCAAAAGUCGAGUAUGUUGUCAUUCCGAUAAAACCAAUAAUUUAAAACGAUAUAAACAAAUCGCAAGAAAUCAAUGAAUUUGGAAUGUUGAAAAUUAUUAAAUUAAACACAAAAACAGGCGAGACGAAGUCUGCCGGGUCAGCUAGUAAAUACAUAAAUAUGCUGGUUAAAGCAAAGCUGCAAGUGAUGAAUACGAAGAUUAGAACUCGAGAGCAAAAAAUUCGGAGAGAUGAAAAAAACAAAAAAAUACUUUCAAAACGAGAAAAUUAAACAUCAAAUAAUAGUUUUUGCAUAACAGUUGUUAUCACUAAUUAUGUUUGUUAUGUUAAAUAUCUUUUAUAUAUAAUAAAAUAAAGUUUUUAAACCAAUUACAACAUUACAUGUAUCCAUACUUAAAUUGUUAAAUUGAUAGAACAUUCAAGUGUUAUCUAAGCUAAAAGUUGCACAACAACCAUAUACGACAAUUGACAACCAUUGUGCGGUUUCUCCUUUUAUCUUUUUCACGAGGUAAUUGAAACAUUCAUUUAAUUGUACACUUCGUGGCCUGAUUAUUGAGCUUGACCUUGACUGCCGCACAUUUCGUAGUUGCUUCCCAUGAUGGAUCUGAGCUCGUGAAGUUACACAGGAAACCACGUAUAUAGCAACUUGGGAUUAGUUUACCAUUCACACGACGUGGCCUGAUUAUUUGAAUAUUUCUUCUUCGUGCCUCGAUAAGCUACAUCUAUUUUAUUAUCAAUAUUCAACUCCCGGAAUGGCGUUAGUUUUACAUACAAACAAUAUACGCACGAAAUCUGCAACAUAUUUUUUAUAAACAAACAAUAUACGUGCGAAAUCUGCAACAAGUAAUUUUUUUCACAUGAUUUGAGGUUUUUUCUGUGAAAGUAUAACAUUGAGUCAACUAAAUCUAAAAUUGAGUAAAUUCAGUUUUGUGUGUGAAAUUGUCGGUCACACGCUCACAGAAAUUCAACAACAAUGCACAGUGGAACAGUGAGGCAAUGUAGGCGGACAUGAGUUUUUCGAUGCGAUUUUGUGGUGUUAGAGUAAAAUUUUUUUCUAAGAACUUGUUUCUUAUAUUUAGUCUUUUUUUAUGUGCGAAUGAAAAUUAGGGUGGUCCUGAAAUCGACUAAAUAAAAAAACUAACUUUUUUAUUUGCAGAAAUAAAUGUAUGCAUUCAUCGGCACAGUUGUAGAUCAACUAAUUUUAAGCAACUUUCGGUAUUUCUUCACAAUAUUUAUACAAUAUUUGUUCUUUCAUAUGAUACCAAUAUAUAUUAUUUUAUUUGCUCUAAACCGAGACAUCAGUAUUUUAAAAGGGCCUAUUUUUAAAAUAAAAAUAGUGAAAACUUUUCAUCUGUACAAUAUAUCGACAAUGUUUUUUCGUCAAAAUUGGCGUAUUUUUGAUUCAAGUUACCGAAGAAAAUUUUGUUUUUAAAUUUGAAUUGAAAAAAUAGAGCGAAAAGACUGUUUUUGGAAACCAAAUUUAAUGUCUACAAAAAAGUUUUUUUACAAAGUUACUUAGAAUUAGUUGAUCUACAAGUUUGCCAAAGAAUGUUUACCAUUAUUUAUGCAAAUAAAAACAAGUUAGUUUGUUUUUAUUUCGUUGAUUUUAGGACCACCCUAAUUUUCAUUUGCACAUAGAUAGAGGACUCUGUAUAAGAAACAACUUUUGACAAAAACUAUGGCUUUAAACCGCAAACCAAAAUCGCAACGAAAAGCUCAUGUCCGCCUAAAUUGCCUUACUGUACCACUGUGCAAUGAAUUUAGUUACCUUUUUCACCACAAGAGGGGGUGUUCCCUGUCUGUCUUCACGUAAAUAUAUGGGGAAUUCGAGAGUGAACUAUAUUGUUAUUUUAAGAUAUUUGGUUUAUGCCUAAUAGCGAGUUUCUUUAUUCCACUGGGUCAUUGCAAAUCUACUCAAGAAUAAAGAAAACGACAUCGCGACUCACAAAGUAAGAGAGAGCUACCAGAAUUUUUUUUACGAACUAAUCACGUGCGGUGAUGGGCUAAAAAACUAACAAAUUUUACGGCGCCAGGUCAAUACUGGGUCAAAAUCAAGCGAAUAAAAAAGAGUUCGCUAAGAAAAAAGUGGCCAACUGGCUUGCUUUUCCUUUUUCCUAAGAAAUCUAUCCGUUACACCCAGAACAAAAGAAGAAGCACAGACAUAACACUUCCUACAACUUUUCAAUAAAACCAUCGUUAGGAUGAUUCCAGUACUUUACGUUAAUAACACUAACACCAUCUGCUGUCGUGCUCGCGCUACGUUAUGUAUUUCGACAUCAGCGCAAACGUUACUGCAUAUGUCAAAUGGAGAACCACAAAAUAUGUAUUAGAUUGAAUGACAGUGCCCAAGACGGCGUUGUCGCGCGAUGACUGUUAUUCGAUUGGAAAUUUGAAAUGAUCGUUUUUCGUGGCGAUGGAGCUAGGUUCCAGUGUUACGUCUGUUAGUCUGUGGAAGAAGGUUUUGUUGUUUUCGAGUACCUAAUUGUCUAACGCCCGAAGACAAUUCAAUCCAGGCUGACAAAAUCACGUUGCGUAGAAAAAGGCUUCCCGUUGCCAUCGAGCAGAAAUGACUAGUACAAGAUACCUGACUCUUGCCAAAGACGAGAUAACAAGAUACACAAGCCCCCAAACGACUCCCAGAAACAUUAAUGGUGAAUGUGUGUGUGUGUGUGUGUGUGUUUUUUUUUUUUUCAAAGGUGGCGGGGAAAUCUGCAAACAGACACCUGAGAAGAGAACUCAGGGUGUGGGGGUGAGACUAGGGGAGAGAUGCUGGGGUAGUUACACUUUCCCAGACACCUACUGAUCCCUGUCCCGACCCACUAAAACCCCUCCAGUCUCCAGCCCUGGUCUUCCCGGAACGACGGUGUGUGUGUGUGUGUUUGUGUGUGUGUGUGUGUGUGUGUGUGUGUGUGUGUGUUUGUGUGUGUUUGUGUGUGUUUGUGUGUGUGUGUGUGUGUGUGUGUGUUUGUGUGUGUGUGUUUGUUUGUGUGUGUGUUUGUGUGUGUGUGUAUGUAUGUGUGUAUGUGUGUGUGUGUGUGUGUGUGUGUGUGUAAUGCGCAUAAACUAUCUAGUACGAGCUUGACAAUAACAACUACAGAAAUGUCUUGUCAAACGUACCGAACCGAUAACACGCAUACAGAUAUAGUUGAUGUUUCUUAGACGCGUUGAGGGCGUCUCGACCUUGUUCACAGUCACAUGCAGAGAGCUGCGCGUCUUGUUAUUGUUCGUCUUAGCUCUUCUAGUAUGCAGCGGAUACGAAUGCCGCUGCGCCUGAACGAAAAUCGAACUAAUUUGUAGACUGGUAAUUUGAUGAUGACGGCAAGGUGGCGAAAGGGGAAGCAAUUUUUUUCAAUAUUCUUGUAUGGUUCUGCCAUCGUAUUUUCAAUAUCCUUUCACGGUGCGGCCAUCUGAUUUUCAAUAUCCUUAUACGGUGCUGCUAUCUAGUUUCCAUUCGCAUCUGGCGGAUUAUGCUUGAUAAAUCGGUUUUGCUAAUAACCACAGUUUUAUGCGAAUUCAAGUAAUCAGAUGCAGCACUUACCGUUGUAAAGGUGUCGUGGGCAAUAUUUAUAAAAAAACUGGAAGUCUUGCUCUAGUCAACUUUGCACCGGGGUACCCAAUAAUCUGCAGCUUUGUUCGUGUUGCUGAUUUCCAUGAAUUGCGCAGGUUUUGAAUCAAAAUGUUUCAAGACUAGCAUUUUGACGUAAAUACCUGCAAAAUCGCUCCAAUAUUUUUGAUAUAUUUUAAAAAACGGCAACACGGCUGUGUUAUUCAUUACUUUUGCGGCAUUUUGCGAAUUUUUGUAAAAUUCACAGCCGAUGUUGGAUUUUGCGGCUUCCGCGAAAUCGCGUUUUAUCACUGUCCCUAAAAAUAAGUGAACAUUUGAAAAUAUAUUAUGUAUACAAAAUCUUCAUCUAUCAGCAAGUUCUUGCCACUUGAUUCAUGCAAAUGUUGACCAUGGCUACGUUUCAAAUAGUCCAUUCGGAAGGUCCAAUUUUGACCACUUUUUCAAGCAUUUGGCCAGAACUUCACCAAUAGCACGUGUAAUGUUGUCUGGUGAGGCCUUAACAGUGUUGGACUAAUUUACAUCAAUCAACGUAACCUCACGAAAAACAGUCCAGUGGUGUCAAAUCGAUUCAUUUUGGCGGCCAAUUUACAGGGGCGAAACGGGAGCUGAAUUGCUCACCAAAUUGAUUCCUUAAAAUGGCCGUUGUUUCGCGUGCUGUGUGGCCUGUGGCACCGUCUUGUCAAUAGCAGAUGUCAACCAUGUUCAGAUCUUCCAAAUUAGGCAACAUUAAUUACUGGUCGAUAUCGUUUGCCGUUGAUGAUAACAUUUUGCCAAGAGGCAUCUUUGAAAAAAAAAACAGCCGAAUGAUCCACCAGCCCAUAAAUUACCACUAUUUACAAUGGCUGUUCGUUUGUAGAUCUUCUUUUAAAACAGUAUGGUUAAUCAUGCCAUGAUUUUGACAAAUGGCACUUGGACGCCAUUAUGUAUCAGUGCUGCCAAUGUUAUUGGAAAAAUACAGCAUGAGCAUGAAGACGAAUGAAAUGGCUUUCCAAUGCAGCCUAGUGUAUUCCACUCUAUUAAUUUCAACAAACAUGAUUUAUUUAAUCACUGGGUGAAAGUAAAAUUCAAUCCGCUCCUUCGGAUAAUCUGAUCAAUUGGGUCCUUAAGCAAUAUCAGUUUUUAUAUAUCAUUUAAAAAGUCGCGUUUUCUGAGCAAAACGUGAUUUAAAAAAAAAUGUUUAUCGUUUUCCUUCGAUUUUUAAAAGAAGAAUAAAAAAUUGCUCGAAUUGUCUUAAGUGACAGUUCACCUAUAUACUGUCAUUUAAGGCAUUUCGAGCAGUUUUUUAUUUUACGAACUUAUUUCAUUUUUGUCAUAUGACUUACAUUUUAAGUUUAGUAAAGUCGGCAAUGUAUGUAGUUUGCGAGAAUGCGAAAAUGAACCGGAAUAGAAGGUGUGGCUUUAGGCUUAGACAAAAUUUCUCUCGUCCAGACGGGACACGAACCAGCAAUCUCCGUUGUCUCCGGCAAGGUGUUUUGGCCAAUGGGACACCCGAAACAAUGUUCAAUUCUAAAAGAUGGCGCUGCAGUGGUAGUGGUAGUAAAAUCGAAAUCUCGACGAGCAUUUUGCUUGAUGACCGGAAAAACUGCUAUUAGUUAUUCUGUUUUUAUAUUAUUCUAACUUUCUAGUACUUACUUUUACUAUAUUCAAUCUAUUUUUAUCAAAAAACUUGAUUUUUCUGCACUACUAUAUUGAGUCAACGGAGUUGUAUAAGAAAAUCAAGUUUUUUGAUAAAAAUAGAUUGCAUAUAGUGAAAGUAACUACUAGAAAGUUAGAAUGAUAUAAAAACAAAGUACCUAAUAGCAGUUUUUCCGGUCAGUAAGUAAAAUGCUCGUAGAAAUUUCGAUUUUGCUACCACUACCACUACAGCGCCAUAUCUUAGAAUUUAACAUUGUUUCGGGUGUCCCAUUAAACUAUAGGCACAAAUCCUCCACAUGUGAGGGGAACGUGCCGUUAUAAGCCAUGGCUUUUUAGCCGACCUACCUGAUACCUGAUAAACUAUUGGGAAAGGUAUAACUCGCCCUAAACCAAAGUCGAAUCACCCUCUACUAUUGUGUUUCCGUAUCUCAGCAUGCCACGAUGAACUGCACACACUGCCCUGUGGGAGUUAAUUUUUGUAACUGAGAGAGAGUCAUCUCUUCACGUACGCUGUGUAUAACGACUUAUUAUAUCUACAGUGACGCAAGCGAUGAGACACUUCAGUUGGUGGCCAAACCCCAAAUGCGUUUCACGGAAGAGCUCCGUUGUGGUAAAUUUACUUUACGAACUUAUUUCGAACAGUUUUUUAUUCUUCAUUCAAAAAGUGAAGGACAACGAUAAACAUUUUUUUU